CUGCAUUCGACCGUGUCGCUAUCUGACGGAAAGUAGCUGAAUCAUAUAGGUAUAGUAUAGGGUGCAGAUGCACGAAGUAUUGACUGCAGAGAGACAGCGGAGUCAUUUCUGCAACCCAACAUCUGCGAACACUGCACAGUGCACUGCAAGCAUAGUUGUCAUAAUGACACCGAAGCGGAUGUCAUAGGCACUGAGUUCUACGCUCUGAGCUCGUCCAUCUGCAAGAGUGCAGUGCAUGACUUGCGCAUUUCGUCCUGGAAUGCCAGUGCAAGGACAGUCACUUUCGUGGCCUCUCCACAGGAUGACAGACGCAGUGACUUCUCAGGAUCUGUCCGUUUUAACAUCCCUUCAAAAGACGGUUUUCAGGCCUCUAGAUAUUUCCAUUUCACCUCUCCUAGGAUCACCGAGGAAGUGCUGGAUGUCACCAUGCUCCAUCGUAACUUUAUCUAUUCCCUGAAAGAGACUCCUUCGCAAGAAUGCCACGUGCCUCCUGGAUAUACGGCACACUUUGAUUACACGCUUAAAGAAAAAGACCUCAAGGGUGCUGUCGACCUCUCACCUAGGCCCAACAACGGAAGCUACAACAUCACGUGGCCGAGUACAGUUUACCCUCACAUUCGUACGAACAUAUUCUGGUGCAGAAUCCAGGGUAGAAUGACAUCAGACAUUGCAUCUCCCGCUAUGUUCUUCGGUGACAUCAAACCUGCCGUUCCAUUUCUUCCAAAACACUACACGACCACCGUAAGCCUGGAUGAACCACUGGACAUAGAAGUGGUUCCACGGAGACCAGGCGAGGUGACGUCGUGGGUCAAGGUGGACGGGCGUGGCGAUGGCCAUCAUCAGGUUGUGAACCACAGUGGUGUCAAAACGUAUCAUCUACAUCGCGACAGAGCUGCGUUGCAUGAUGGUGGAGUAUACGUCGUCAACGGGCCAUACACAGGAUCUCCCGGAAGGAACCGUGCUUUGAUGCGAGUCAUCGUGCGAAUGUGCAGAGCAAACAAGUACGGACCUUUGUGCCAAUCUACGUGCACUGACUGCAAGAACGGUGGCAUUUGCCACGACAUCAGCGGUCGCUGCAUCUGUCCUCCAGGGUUUAAAGGAGAACGCUGCGAACAACCUUGUGGCGAUGACAAGUUCGGCCAGAACUGCCAGAAGCGUUGUUCAUACUCCAAUCUCGACCCUAAGUCGAAAACCUGUUCUGGCAUCAUGAUCUGUCUUCCCGAUCCUUAUGGCUGUUCAUGCGGAACUGGUUUCAAAGGUCCCUUCUGCAAUGAAACGUGUUCACCACACGAAUACGGUGCCGACUGCAAGCAGAACCGGAUCUGUUACUGCAAAAAUGGCAGCACUUGCAAUGGCUUCACCGGAACCUGCUUACAAGACAGUGGACAAUGUCUCGAUGGAUGGAAGAACUCACCUUUCUGCGAUAUCAGCUACCCCUUGCUUAGGGACAAACCUGAGCUUGAAGAUAUCAGUGGCACCAGCGCUAAAGUGUCGUGGAACGCCUGGCAGGCUGGGCCAGAAACUGGGGGAGGUGUCCCUAACGCGUACUUGCUACAGCACAGGGAAGCUACAGCGGAGGAUUGGACUACAGCUGUGGUUCCAUUUUCUCUCGGACAGCCCGGUUCCUCUGCAGGAAGACACAGCCACACGCUCACAGGAUUGACACCCGGCACAUUCUACGACGUCCGAGUCCUGGUGAGAGACAGUGACAACAACUACCAGACAAGAGGAGCCCAAGAAGAACACUUUCGCACGCACUGUGGACGUCCUUCGCAACCACCUUCUUCCAUAUGGAUCGAUAAUUCUCGCAGCAGACUGAUCAUUGUCAAGUGGGAGAAUCCUCCUCGACACUCUUGGAACUGUUGGACCAUCAAUGUCACCCUCAUGUACAACGACUACAUAGCUACAUUCAAUCUAACACAUCCAGAAUCCCAUUCAAAAACUAAUCACUCGUUCUCCACAAAGCCGUAUACUUUAUGGAACAUCAAACUUCGUAUGGAGACUCCAGAUGGAGAACCAGGAGAAUGGACUGCUAUGGGAACAGUCGUCUCCGUUCAAGAUGCACCGUCUGAGGUUCGGGGUGUAGCCACAGUAAAGAUACAUGCUCGGAGUGCGAUCAUUGCAUGGCUUCCACCCAGCGAGCCCAACGGGAUCCUCCGGAGCUAUGGGAUUACGUACCAGGAGGAAAGGCUUCUGGCGCCACAAUGCUACAGCAUUGAUAAGGGACGAAUUAACAGCAUCAACUUGACCUACGGUGCUCAACAGUUAAAGCUUAGAGGGUUGAAGCCAUACGCUGAAUAUGUCUUUGCGAUCAGAGCUUUCACCAUCAAAGCUGGGCCAGAGACCACGUUGAGGUUCCAGACUCUACAAGCAGUUCCCGAUGGUAUAGCAUCAUUCACGCCGUAUACCAUAACACGAGAGUACGUGGAGAUAAGAUGGUCUGACGUUCCGUGCGACCAAGCCAAUGGGAUCAUCUCUAGAUAUCACGUGACUGCCCGCAGCCUGGACCCAUGGGACCCUGAAGUAUACAAUCAAACGACCACAAAGAACAUGAUAACCUUCAAUACCUUAGUGCCAUACAACCGCUACGAUGUGCGGGUGAUUGCGGAAAAUGGUGCUGGACUAUCGAGAUUACACGAUUACAUGAACUUCACCACACUGCCAAUAGAGCCUCUUGCCCCCACCUCACUCGUAGCAGAACAACAAUCAAAAACGAGCAUUUCCUUAACAUGGGACGCUCCAUACCCACCUUACGGUAUCCUGGAGAGGUAUACGAUUGAGCUUCGACCUCAACAUCAAAGUUACUUUGAGAUGAAAAAGGAAAUUGGCCCCAAAGGCGCCAUCUGUCGUGGAAUGAAAGACCGGAAGAAACAGUGUUUUACCAUCGAGGAUCUUCAGCCGGACACCAAGUACUUCAUUACGGUGUCUGCGACUAACGUAGGAACAAUGACGGGACCCCCAUCGGAGGAAAUAGAAGCGGAAACGAAAGACUUACCUCCCGAUCCACCGAGAGAAUUGUCUGCCACGGACAGAACAGAGCAUAGUAUCAGGGUAGAAUGGAAGGAGCCGCUGCGCAAGAAUGGAGUUAUCAAGCAGUACAGGGCAAGUGACGCGUCCUUCGAUUGACCUUUACGAAAGACGGA
Molecule: messenger RNA, 3143 nt
Organism: Ornithodoros turicata
Lineage: Eukaryota; Metazoa; Arthropoda; Arachnida; Ixodida; Argasidae
Product: phosphatidylinositol phosphatase PTPRQ-like
Exons: 20
Coding region: 427-3126 (899 amino acids)
Molecular function (GO): protein binding
Source: RefSeq, a predicted model, not a curated record